CGCAGCUCCGAGUCGGACUUCCGAAGUAAGCGUAGCCUGUACUUUGUUUACGUCCCGUUUGCUAGCUGACAGUUGUUGUCCUCACGCUAACAGCCGUGUCUGCCCGCCGGUCAUGGUUCCCUGCAGCUCGGUGAACUUUACCUGGAUGUGCAUGUGUUGAGGAUGUUUUGUUGAAUGAGGGGGACUCGUUAGAUGCCGCCAGGAGGAUGAGCUUCGUCAGCGGUCGGGUCCUUGCUAUCCCCGCCGCCUCUGUCACCAGUUCUGCAGCUUCAUCCUCUCGAGCCUUGCAUGUGGAGCUCACCUCCCAGCAGAGACGGUUGCGUCAUCUUCGGAGCAUUGCUGCAAGGAACAUCGUCAACAGGAAUGGUUCUCCGCUGCUGGACACCUACUUCACCCUUCACCUGUGUGUAGCAGAACGCAUUUCUAGAGAUUUUUACAAGAGUGAAGUCAUUCGAGACUCGUUGAACCCAACCUGGCGGAGCCUGGACUUUGGAAUGCUCCCAGACCUUCUGGACACAUCAGUUUCCUGCUUUGUUGUGCGGAUCUGGGGAGGACAGAAGGAACAGUAUCAGCUCCUCAUUGAGUGGAAGGUCAGCUUGGACGGGCUUCGCUACGCGGGACAGCAGAUUCGAUCCAGAAACCCAAAUGAGAUCAUAUUUGGACUUAAUGAUGGCUACUAUGCUGCUGACUUUGAUCAUAAGGAUCAGUCAGAGAGGAAAAGUCACUCCGAGCUUCAGGUGGACCAGAGUUCAGUCAGGAACUCCUACAGUGUUUUCUCUUUGCUUAGGCUUCACACAGCUCAGAGAGCCAUCAAACAGACCCAGGUGACUGUCCAGAGGAUCGGCAAGGAGAUCGAGGAGAAACUGAGGACGACAGCGGCCUGCACCGAGCGGAAGAAGGAGCGGGAGUGCAUGCAGCUGCAAAUAGCUGUCCUCCGCGAUGAGCUGCAGCGCCAGAGAAAGGUGCUGGCCAGGGAGAUGGACGUCCGACAGAAGGAGAGGCUGCAGCUGCACAAGAAAGAGGAAGUAUUCUCAGCUCAACACCAAAGUCUGAAGGAGGAGAGAGAGUCCUUAACCAAGCUGCAGAAGGAAUGCACCGGCAAGAGAGAGCAGUUCCUGAAGUCCAACGCCCAGCUCACCUUUCGCUGUCGCCAGCUCCUCUCUGAGCUCUCCUACAUCUACCCCAUUCAUGUGGUCAAUCAGUCAGAUUAUGUCAUCUGUGGAGUCAAGCUGCCAAACUCAGAUGAUUUUCAAGCUAGAGAUGACGGGAGCGUGGCGGUCGCCCUGGGUUACACGGCACACCUGGUCCUGAUGAUCUCGUGCUUCCUUCAGAUGCCUCUCCGAUAUCCAUUGAUCCACAAGGGCUCGCGCUCCUCCAUAAAGGACACCAUCACGGACAGGCUCACGGAGAAGGAGAGAGAAUUCCCUUUGUACUCAAGAGGAGAGCGCUUUCACUUUGAGUAUGGCGUCUACCUUCUCAACAAGAACAUUGCCCAGCUGAGAUAUCAGCAUGGUUUGACCACCCCGGACCUGCAGCAGACACUACCCAACCUGAAGAACUUCCUGGAACAUGGUCUGAUGGUGCGAUGCGACCGGCAUCACGUCUCCAGCUCCAUCCAGGUGCCCAUCAAGUCCCAGUUGGGCAUGUCCACUGACCUCGCCCACAGCAGCUCUCCAGACCCAGGCGUGAGGAAGAGGGCUAGCUCAGAGGCCGAAGCGCAGAUUAAAUAUAAUCUGUCUCCUAGCAGCAACAACGCCACAAUGGAUGAAGACCCAUCUCUUGUUGACCUGGCCCCACGCUCACCUGCACCCAAACAGCUGUCUUCCUCACUUGAUGCCAGCAUGGCAUCACAUAACCUGACCAUUACCACAAGGUCCAGCAAGGAUGGAGAUCAGGAGGAGAGGGAGGAGCAGGGAGGUGCAGCAGUGGAGGAGGAGAAACACCAACUGACUGACAAAGAGAUUGAAGCUAAUGAAGAGGGGCGGCCCCCCAUCAACACCGGUGCACCCAGCUCUUCUACAACUCUGGACGUCGAUGAGGUCCAGCACAUGAAUGGCUCCUUGGUACCAGGCCCACCAUCUGCUGGUCUGGUCCCAGAGCUGCUCUGCUCUGUAGAGCAGGCCGAGGAGAUCAUGGGCACUGAGGCCACGGGGUUGGGAUUAGCAGACGAGGCCCAGCUGGAGGACUACCGCUGCAUCCCCGUGGACCACGCUGUCGCCGUGGAGUGUGACGAACAGGUGCUGGGUGAGCUGGAUGUAGCUGGCUUCGAGGAGUUCUCCAAGCGUAUCUAUGCACUCAACGAGAAUACGUCCAGCUUCCGCCGGCCGCGCAAGAACUCUGACAAGUGAGACGCAGCACCUGUGGCCAGAGGGAGCGCCGGGAAAAGUUGCACAUUCAGGCUGGACACAUGGGAGGAGGGAGAUGAGUGGACAGGGACAAGGUGUGGUCCAUCUCAGCUUCAAGCACCACAGGAGCUGUUUCAGAUUAACCAAUUUGCACUUAAUGUAAACAUUUCCAUAGCAACCGUAUAAUUACAGAAGUCAGGGUGCAGGUUGUGGGAUGGCAGCGUUGGUUUUCUAAACGGCAGGUUUUACUCCACUCUUGGGUUUGAGCAUCACAGCGUCAGAGUUCAUGAGCAGGAAGAGGAGAGACUGUCAAUGUCUCAAACUGUCGUUCUUAGCCUUCAUCAUCUUCAUCCAAUAAGAGGAUGGCUUUAAUGACAUCACCCCAACAACCUCAGGGUUGUGAUUAGCGUCGCCGCCCUCCUGUUUCUGCCGCAGCAACAGAUUCCUUCUGCUAUCAGUGAGGGAGGCGGGAUCUCCUCACACACUCAGCCAGGUCCAUCAGGUCCAAACAUGAUGACCAUGAGCAUCAAGUUGGACCUCUCAACUGUUGUCAGGGAAACGGUGCAGUUGUCUGCGUUGUGCCCACUUUUUCCUCCUGUAUGAACUCUGAACAUUCAUGUCGCUGAAUUUUACUCAGCCAAACUUGUAACUUUGUUUUGAAAUGUCCCUCUCAGGCCUCCGUCUAACCGUGUCUACCCUGCUGUGUGUGAUUUAGUCCCAACGCUCUGUUCCGGAUCCCUUCCUGCACAGAUAUUCCCUUAUGGGUUAUGAAGCCUCAUGUUCUAGUCAUAUGGAUGUCAUUCAUGAAAACGUAGAUUUCAACCUGUUACUCAUUUGCUCUAGGGGUCGCGGGGUACCGACCCGUCGAACACGGCCCACUGCAGCUCCAGGUCCACUUCUGUGGUUCCUGACUGUUGGGAGGAAGAAGCUUGUUGGAUCAUUUCCAUGAACACAGAUCAUUAAGUGACCGUGUACAUAAAAUUUUGUAUGGAAGAUUCUUUUGGUUAAUAAAGACCAAUGGCAUAGGUGGAACCCCCACCCCCCUUAAA
Molecule: messenger RNA, 3394 nt
Organism: Nothobranchius furzeri (turquoise killifish)
Lineage: Eukaryota; Metazoa; Chordata; Actinopteri; Cyprinodontiformes; Nothobranchiidae
Gene: uvrag
Product: UV radiation resistance associated gene
Biological process (GO): SNARE complex assembly
Cellular component (GO): endosome; lytic vacuole
Molecular function (GO): SNARE binding
Source: RefSeq, a predicted model, not a curated record